AUGGUGAAGUCGCGUGGCUUCGUGAUGGCGGCUGUGAUGGUGGUGGCGGCGGUGGUGGUCGUGGUAUCGGUGGCGCCGCGCGGCGCGGAGGUGAAGACGACGAUCGAGCCAUGCUCGGGGUCUGACUCCUGCCCGGCGCUGCUGGGUUACACGCUCUACGCCGACAUGAAGGUGUCUGAGGUGGCCGCGCUCUUCGUCGUCGACCCGGUGGCGUUGCUGGCCACCAACGCGCUCGACUUCGGCGCCCCAGGGGCGGCGCACCGCAUCCUGCCCAUGGGCCUCUUCGUGCGCGUGCCCACCCGCUGCUCCUGCGCCGACGGCGUCCGCAAGUCCGUCUCCGUCCGCUACACCGCGUGCCCGGCCGACACGCUCGCCACCGUCUCCGACGUCGUCUUCGCGGGGCUCGCCUCCUCCGACCAGAUCCGCAACGAGAACGGCCUCACCUCCGCCGACCCCGACGCGCCGCUGGACGCCGGCCAGAAGCUCGCCAUUCCGCUGCCAUGCGUCUGCUUCAACUCAUCCGACAACAACCUCCCCGCGGUGUACCUCUCCUACGUCGUGCAGGUCGGGGACACCGUGCCCGCCAUUGCUGCAAGCUACGAGACCACCGUCACGGAUGUCAUGAAUGUCAAUGCCAUGGGGAGUCCCGUCGCCGCGCCAGGCGACAUUCUCGCCAUCCCAUUGCCAGGUAGGAGUACAUGAUAUGCCCAGACGGAUUCAUGUAUGGUGAAAUAGGCAACUCCAUCGUCUUAUAUAAUGUCAUUUUCAGCAGACAUAUAUAAUGGCAUUUUCAGCUUUCGCGAGAAUUAUAAUGGCACUGAUAUAGUUUCACGAAUAGUUAUGGUGUGCAGCGUGCUUCAAAAACAACAAAACUAUAAUGGCGUGUACUAACCCAUAUUUCAGCUAUACUAUAGUUUACUAGGCGCCAGCAGUAUGCACUCGAUGUUGGAAGCGCAUGCAGUGGUUCAAAAACGAGCAUGCUAACGUGGGUCUCAAGUUACUAAUUGUUGAUUUGAGGCAUGAAUAGUGUGUUAGAUGCUUGCCUCACUAUCUUUAAUGGAGUCAUGUACUUGUAGCCCAUAUUUAUCUAUUAUGUCGAUUAUUUUGCUGCAGAUGAAAACCUGUUCAAGAGUCCAUCUCAGAUGGUUGUAAUUAAAAGCAAUCCAAAAAAGUAGGUCGUAAUUAGACAUUGUCCUUGAACAUUGCAAAUAGCAAGGUUAAAAAAAAUCCACAUUUCAUAUCUAUACUACUCUAUUAAGAUAGUAGCGUCAGCGUCCACACCCUGGUUGCCCCCGCCUGACCCCGCACCCUCCCACGCGUGCGCAUCGAAGCAGCCCGCCAGCCCCCGCCGUGCCCCUCCCCCACGAUCGAGGCACCGUCCCCCGUCGCCCCCGCCCCGGAUCUCGCCCCCGUCGCGGAUCCCGCACUGGCUCUGUGCGGGAGUGCUGUCGGGCUCUGUGCGGGAGUGCUGCGGCGCCUUCCUCCAGCUGUACGCCACCGAAGCGCCCACCGCCGCAGCCAACACGCCUCCUGGGCGUGCGCGCGCACAUAGACAGGCAGACAGCUAGCAGUUUCAGUUUCAGCAGAAGAUCAUCGUCUUCAAGAACGGAAACGGAACACUAAGCAGCAGUGGUGGAUCCGCAACAAAGGCUGAGACUGACUCACCGAUGGCUGCGAGCUCGUGGUCCUUCACCCAGGACUGCACCGACGAGCUUAUCUGCUCCACCGUUGACUCCAUCGACUCGGACGGACGGAUCUCGGUUCCCUCCCUGCCUGUCUCUGAUGCGGGGGGAUCUGGGAUGCGACUCCUGCUUUUGUUGGACGAUUGAAGUUCUUGGAAGGGGCGGGGCAGGGUGGGAUUGGAUUGGAUUGAAUUGAACUGAUGAGUCUGAGUGCAAGGCCCUGUCUUGACUAACUUAUAGCUGAACGGGCGAGUGGAACCAGUGGCUGCCCUGCCCACUGGAAGCCUGGGAACGGGGAGGGAGGGGAACCAAAUGGGAGGCCCCCGCCUUCUGUUUCUGUCUGU
Messenger RNA from Zea mays, 2026 nucleotides. RefSeq names its product lysM domain-containing GPI-anchored protein LYP6. NCBI's taxonomy places the organism in Eukaryota, Viridiplantae, Streptophyta, Magnoliopsida, Poales, Poaceae. The transcript has a single exon. The record is from RefSeq and is a predicted model, not a curated record. Bases 1 to 702 code for a protein of 233 amino acids.